AUGGGGGGUGUAGGCAAGACGACCUUGAUGAAACAAGUGGCUAGAAAGGUGAACAGUGAAGAACUUUUUCAAGAGGCGAUCAUGGUGAACCUAACCCAGAAACCUGAAUUGAAGAAGAUUCAAGACCAGAUUGCAGAGCAAUUGGGACUGGAACUCAAGGAAGAGAGUCAAGUAGUAAGAGCAGGGAAGCUGUCAGAGAGAUUGACGCAGGAUCUGCUGAAAGGCAAGAAGAUCCUUUUAAUCUUUGAUAAUCUUUGGGAAAGGUUGGAUCUAGAUGACAUAGGAAUCCCUUUAGAAUGGAAUGAUAGGGGUUGUAAGAUUACAUUUACUACACGAAAAGUGGAAGUAUGCAGUCACAUGAAGAGCCAGGCAAAGAUCCCUGUCAAUGUGUUAUCAAAAAAAGAGGCAUGGCAUCUAUUCAAGGAAAAGGCAGGUGAUGCUGUCGACUCCUCUGAAUUGAAUGUUGUGGCAAAAGAAGUUGUCAAGGAAUGUGGGGGCUUGCCUCUAGCGAUCAUCACACUUGGAAUGGCAUUACAAGAUAAGGAUAAAAAAGUGUGGGAUGAUGCACUACUACAAUUACAGAGGUCUAAUCCAACAAACAUCAAGGGUAUGGAUCAGAAGGUGUUCUCUUCUUUGGAGAUGAGUUACAAUUACUUAGAAAGUAAGGAGGCCCAGGUAUGCUUCUUGUUUUGCUGUUUAUUUCGAGAAGGUUAUUCUGUUUCUGAAAAUGAGAUGAUGAAAUAUGGAAUUGGGGAAGGUCUCUUCAAGGAUGUUAAUACAUUGGAGGAAGCAUCAUGUAGAGUUCAUAUGUUGUUCGACAAACUUAAGGCUUCAUGCUUGUUGCUAGAAGGAGAUAGAUCAAACUCUGUAAAAAUGCAUGAUGUUGUUCGAGACGUCGCCGUAUCAAUAGCAUCAAGAGCUGAGCAUGGGUUUUUGGUAAAAGCCAAAGUAGGUUUGAAAGAGUGGCCAGAGAUUGAAAAUGUGCAGAAAUGUAAGAGGAUUUCAUUUGUGUACAAUGAAAUUAAUAAACUUCCGUAUCAAAUUGAAUGUCCUCAGCUCCUAACCUUGUUUUUGUUUGGGAAUCAUUCAUUGAAAGAGAUUCCCGAUGAUUUCUUUCAAGGGAUGAAUUCCCUUAAAGUUUUGGAUAUAUGUGGCAUUGAUAUCUCAAUGUUGCCCCCAUCAGUGGAGGGCCUGAAAAAUCUUCGGACGUUGUGGUUGGAUAGAUGUCCUCAGUUAAAAGAUGUAACUCUUAUUGGCAGAUUGAAGAAGCUAGAAAUACUUUGCUUACAAGAAACCGGCAUCUGUGAACUCCCAAAAGAAACAGGAAGAUUGGCCAAUCUAAAGCUCUUGGAUUUGUCAAAUACCAUCUAUCUCGAAAGGGAGAUGAAAGCAAUGCUAGCUUUGGUGAGCUAG
Molecule: messenger RNA, 1413 nt
Organism: Magnolia sinica
Lineage: Eukaryota; Viridiplantae; Streptophyta; Magnoliopsida; Magnoliales; Magnoliaceae
Product: probable disease resistance protein At4g27220
Exons: 2
Coding region: 1-1413 (470 amino acids)
Molecular function (GO): ADP binding
Source: RefSeq, a predicted model, not a curated record